Molecule: messenger RNA, 1563 nt
Organism: Acanthisitta chloris (rifleman)
Lineage: Eukaryota; Metazoa; Chordata; Aves; Passeriformes; Acanthisittidae
Product: ribosome-binding protein 1-like
Exons: 4
Biological process (GO): translation
Cellular component (GO): mitochondrial large ribosomal subunit
Molecular function (GO): structural constituent of ribosome
Source: RefSeq, a predicted model, not a curated record
GAGGAUGGCUACGCGCGGCUGCUGCGGCGCCAGGUGGAGGAGAUAUUCCGGACCAGCCGCAUGGUCGCCGUGUGCCAGUACAACUCCAUGCCAGACGAGGACAUGGUGAUGAUGAGGCACUACCUGAGGAAGCACAACAUCGAGGUCAAGUUCGUGCUCAAUGAGAUUGUCAGGCCGGUGUUGGUGCAGUCCAAGUACAGGAAUCUCCUUCCACUCUUCGUGUGCCGCAAUAUCCUUCUGGUGAGCCCCGAGGCCAAGGUGAAGGAGAUGCUGCGGGUGCUGAAGGGAGUCCCACAGGUCAACCUUCUGGGUGCCUGCAUCGACAACACCAUCCUGAGCCGGCGGGGAGUGGAGAGCUUUGCCCGCCUGCCCUCGCUGGAGGCCUCUCAGGGGCAGAUGGUGGGAGCUCUGGCCCUGCUGCCCUCCCAAACCUCCUCCCUGCUCCAGCGCAGCCCUGCACACCUCACCGCGCUGCUGGACCAGCACAUCCGACAGCUGCGAGACAUGGGGGGGCCUGGGGAGACCCCCGAGGCACAGGGAACCCCGGGGGAGACCCCUGGGGACACCCCCAAGGCACAGGGAACCCAUGGGGAGACUCUCGAGGCACAGAAAACUCCUAGGGAGACUCUUGAGGCACAGAGCACUCCUGGGGAGACCCCCAGGGCACAGAGCACCCCUGAGGUGACUCCCAAGGCUCAGGGAACCCCUGAAAAGACUUCCCAGGCACAGAAGACCCCUGGGAAGACCCCCGAGGCACAGAGUACCCAUAGCUCCAGGGCACAGGGAACCGCUGAGAGCACCCCUGGGGAGACCCCCGAGGCACAGAAAACCCCUGAGGUGACUCCCAAGGCACAGGGAACCCCCGAGAAGACCUCCCAGGCACAGAAAACCCCUGGGGAGACCCCCAAGGCUCAGGGAACCCCUGAAAAGACUUCCCAGGCACAGAGAACUCCUGAGAAGACCCUCCAGGCACAGAGCACCCCUGGGGAGACCCCCAAGGCACAGAAAACCCCUGGGGAGACCCCCAAGGCACAGGGAACCCCUGAGAAGACCCUCCAGGCACAGAGCACCCCUGAGGUGACUCCCAAGGCACAGGAAACCCCUGGGAAGACCCUCCAGGCACAGAGCACCCCUGAGGUGACUCCCAAGGCACAGGGAACCCCUAAGAAGACUUCCCAGGCACAGAAGACCCCUGGGGAGACCCCCAAGGCUCAGGGAACCCCUGAAAAGACUUCCCAGGCACAGAAGACCCCUGGGAAGACCCCCGAGGCACAGAGUACCCAUAGCUCCAGGGCACAGGGAACCCCUGAGGUGACUCCCAAGGCACAGGGAACCCCUGAGAAGACUUCCCAGGCACAGAAGACCCCUGGGGAGACCCUCAAGGCUCAGGGAACCCCUGAAAAGACUUCCCAGGCACAGAAGACCCCUGGGGAGACCCCCAAGGUACAGGUAGCCCCUGGGAAGACCUCCCAGGCACAGAAGACCCCUGGGGAAAACCCCCCAGCACAGGGAACAAGGACGCCCAAGGAGACUCCCCCUGCUCAGGACACGGAGGAUCACUGA